Colletotrichum destructivum is the source of this 1454-nucleotide messenger RNA. Its product is annotated as Putative DNA/RNA non-specific endonuclease, his-Me finger superfamily. The transcript has a single exon. The record is from RefSeq and is a predicted model, not a curated record. Lineage: Eukaryota; Fungi; Ascomycota; Sordariomycetes; Glomerellales; Glomerellaceae. Gene Ontology annotation, cellular component: nucleus; mitochondrial inner membrane. The coding region runs from base 207 to 1274 and encodes 355 amino acids. Gene Ontology annotation, molecular function: metal ion binding; RNA endonuclease activity; single-stranded DNA endonuclease activity. Gene Ontology annotation, biological process: apoptotic DNA fragmentation.
CGGAAGAUAGCUGAGACAUCCACCACACCACCAUCACCACAUGCCCAUCCUUCCAAUUCUCCCGGUCAGAGCAGUGUCAUAAUCGCCAGGCGCCUGACUGACAUUGGAAAAUUGCCAUUCUUCUCUUCCCUUCCCGGUUCUGCCACCACAAAACAACAACCCUUCAACACAAAACGCGGUCGUGCGCUGCGAAACCCAUCGCCACCAUGUCCAAGACUACAUCUCUCGCCCUCAUCGCAGCACUAAGCGCGGGAGGCGGCGCCGCCCUCACGGCGACCAUGUACUCGCUCCGUUCCCAGAAGCAGCCUCCCACCGCGGUACCCGCUACAGCCUCACUCUCCACCUCGCCCCCCGUUCCGGUGCCUAGCACACAGGUCUUCACCAACCCCAACGCGCCGCUUUCUCCUGCCUCCGCCGCCUCCGCCGCCGCUGCGCCGUCGCCACCCGGCUCCGUCUCCGGCAACCCCGUAGACCCAGCCGGCCUCUUCGAAUACGGUUUCCCCGGCCCCGUCGCCGACCUCGCGACCCGCCAGGCCCUCAUCUCGAGCUACGACCGCCGCACGCGCAACCCGCACUGGGUUGUCGAGCACAUCACCGCCGCUUCCCUCGCCCAACGCGGCGGCGAUCGCAAGCACAGCGCCUUCCUCGAAGAUGAAGCCGUCCCCGAAAAGUUCCAGGCCAAGCUCAAGGACUACUUCCGUAGCGGCUACGACCGCGGCCACCAGGUCCCCGCCGCCGACUGCAAGUGGUCCCAAAAGGCCAUGGACGAGACGUUCUACCUUUCCAACAUGUGCCCCCAGGUCGGCGAUGGCUUCAACCGCGACUACUGGGCGCACUUCGAGGACUUCUGCCGCCGCCUGACCACCCGCUACCCCUCCGUCCGUAUCGUCACCGGCCCGCUCUACCUGCCCAAGCGCGACCCCGUCGACGGCAAGUGGUACACAAAGUACGAGGUCAUCGGCAACCCGCCCAAUGUCGCCGUGCCCACCCACUUCUACAAAGUCAUCUUCGCCGAGGACGGCAAAGCUGGCGGCAACGUCGCCAUCGGCGCCUUCGUCAUGCCUAACGCCCCGAUUCCCAACAACAAGCCUCUCUCCGAGUUCGAGAUGCCCCUCGAGGCCGUCGAGCGCGCCGCCGGCCUCGAGUUCGCCUCCAAGCUCGCGCCGCAGCGCCGCAAGAGGCUGUGCACCGAGACGUCGUGCGCCAUCGUCGUCAAGGACUACGCCGACAGGCAGAAGUCCUUCAGCAAGGGCGGAUCGCAGUCCCGUUCGUAGACCGAGUACAUGAGAUUGGACUAGAACGGAACGGGGGAGCCGCAGCCAUAGCAAAGGAUGCAUGGCAUUUUCCAAGUCAUUUGCUCCCCUUCCUCCACUUUUUCCUUUUCUCGGCAGACAUUCAGCAAGAUGAUGCGGAUUUUCUUCUUUUCCAUGUCUGUACCAUCAUUGUACCUCUUU